Pteropus alecto (black flying fox) is the source of this 1533-nucleotide messenger RNA. RefSeq names its product low affinity immunoglobulin gamma Fc region receptor II-a. Bases 1 to 825 code for a protein of 274 amino acids. Gene Ontology annotation, biological process: cell surface receptor signaling pathway. The record is from RefSeq and is a predicted model, not a curated record. The transcript is spliced from 4 exons. Lineage: Eukaryota; Metazoa; Chordata; Mammalia; Chiroptera; Pteropodidae. Gene Ontology annotation, molecular function: transmembrane signaling receptor activity.
AUGUCCUUCGCCGUCCUGGUUCUCAUCGUGGACGGGUUCCCUCCCUGCCUGUGCCCAAGCGGGUACAGUAGCCUUGCUGGGGGACAGGGACAGCAGACGAGAGGAAGGAGCGCCCUGGCGGGAGGGAGAGCAGGGAAGCGGGCUGCGCGCGGGUCGCGGGGAGGGCGGGGCCCUGACGCGCGCUCUUCUCUUACAGCCUCGGCGGACAGGGAAGCUGGGCUCCCGAAGGCCACGCUGAGCCUCGAGCCCCCGUGGGUCAACGUGCUCCAGGGGGACAACGUGACUCUGACCUGCAAGGGAGCCCCCGGCCCUGGGAGCCCCUCCACCCGCUGGUUCCACAACGGCAACUCCCUGGAGACUCAGGCCCAGUCCAGCUACAGCCUCACGGCCAGCACCAGUGACAGCGGGGACUACACGUGCCACACGGCCCAGACCAGCCUCAGCGACCCCGUGCAUCUGGACGUGAUCUCGGGGUGGCUGCUGCUCCAGACGCCCCGCCUGCUGUUCCAGGAGGGCGAGUCCAUCAUGCUGAGGUGCCACAGCUGGAAGGACAAGCCUCUGUACAAGGUCACGUUCUUCCAGAACAAAACAUCCAGAAAGUUUUCCAACAAGAACUUCUUCUUCUCCAUCCCACGAGCAAACGGCAGCCACAGCGGCGAGUACCACUGCACGGGGUUCAUAGGGAAGAUGCGGCACUCGUCACCACUCGUGAGCAUCACUGUCCAAGGUGGGGACCGAGGCUGGUCAGGGAAGCUCGGGCCUUGGAGGGUGGACAGGGCAAAGACUGUCGGUCCGUUUCUGACUUCAGUACUUGUGUUCUCCUGAGUGGGCGUCUCUGACAUCAGGAGUCCCUCAAAGUCUGAGCCGUACCCGAUUGCUGUGUGGGCUGCAGCUCUGUUCCCGCUCCCUCCUCAGGGAGUAUAGAAAUGGGUGUCCUUCACCUGGAGUUUUACCUCUCAAGGGACAUAAGCUGACUUUUCAUCCUCCCAAAUUUGUGUACUUCUUUUCCACCUCAUUCAGAUCACUCCACCUUGUCACAUGCCCAUCUGUCUCUAGGAUUCUGAGGCCUACUUGUCUCUCCCCACGCACCUUCUCGGCCUAGGCCCAAAUCUCAGCUCGGGGCAGCCACGCUGGCACGAGAGUUUCCCCACAUACACAGAACUAGGCCCUGACUGCUCUUGAGAGGUUGUGCAUCCUGAGACCCAGGUCAUGCCCUUUCAGGGGACAUUGCAAGCUGUUUCUGCCCCACUAGAGCUGGACAAUGAACAGCGCCCAGUCUCUGGCUCAGGGGGUUGGUGAGAAGCACAGCCGAUGUGGUCUGCAGGUUCUCUGCCGUCCCCAAAGGCUGUGCCCUGGUCAGAGGACUCCUCAAGAGGCUUUUCAGAAGGAAAGGUCUGUGCUCAAAUUAAUGCAGGGCAUGCUGUGUACUCAGUUCUCUUUUUAUAUUCAUGAUGCACGUCAAAGGUUUCAAGAAGCCCUGUUGUAAAAAAAAUAAAUAAAUAAAAUAAAAAACAAAACUUUUAAACCAUAAAA